Molecule: messenger RNA, 423 nt
Organism: Linderina pennispora
Lineage: Eukaryota; Fungi; Kickxellomycota; Kickxellomycetes; Kickxellales; Kickxellaceae
Exons: 1
Coding region: 58-282 (74 amino acids)
Source: RefSeq, a predicted model, not a curated record
UGCUGGUGGUUUGGUGGUCAGCAAUAACACCGUGACAGCAACCGUCGAGAUGUAUGGAUGCAUGCAAAGACGAAGGUGCCCUUACCACAUUUGGUGCUUUUGCUGCCAGCCCUCAGCUGCCAUGUGUUUGUUUACUUUUAUCGUUAUUUUCACACAAUGUACACGUACACAUUCGGUGCCUCCCAUCACGAGAGGACCUGCAUUUCCAUGAUAUGCAGGUCGCAUCCAUCAAAACUGCGUGUGGCUAGCCGUGCCAGUGCUGCCCAAGUGAUGCCGUGGUAGCCGCAGAGACACGUACGCGCUAUCAGUGCGGAUCGCUUUUGAUAGCUCGUGAUCCCCCCGAUAUCCAUUUGUGGACAUCAGGCGCGAUUAUGCACGAGCAGUCUUGUGAGAAAAAACUGAUGAGAAAUAUUUUUUUUUGAC